This is a messenger RNA of Pseudoliparis swirei, 2285 nucleotides long. RefSeq lists its product as uncharacterized. Gene Ontology annotation, molecular function: zinc ion binding; metalloendopeptidase activity. Gene Ontology annotation, biological process: proteolysis. The transcript has 10 exons. Bases 272 to 1939 code for a protein of 555 amino acids. NCBI's taxonomy places the organism in Eukaryota, Metazoa, Chordata, Actinopteri, Perciformes, Liparidae. The record is from RefSeq and is a predicted model, not a curated record.
GAAAGUUCAACGUGAAUCUAGGAGUUUGAAACAUCAAACAGAUGAAAUGAGAGAAGUUGUUGUUGAUCUUCAGUCUCUUUAGGAGAUGUUUUAAUGAGUCAACGAGAUGACGCAACACAAGAGAACGAGGAAUCAUCGAGUCUUUUGUUGAGAAGUGACCUCCCAGAGCCACGCCCACUGAUGAAGACGAGCUGCUGCCACUUCUUGCUCCCGAGGUAUAAAGGUCAUGAGCUGAGGGAGGAACUCAGUCUGCUCCCGACACGACUGCAACAUGUGGAGCUUCAUCGUGGCGACCGCCCUGCUGACCGCUGGCCUCGGAGCGCAGCACUAUGACAACCGCCUGAGGGGCAUCCUGCACCGCGCCUGUCCGGAGCAGCAGGCCGUGUCUCAGAUCACCAGCUCCUACAGUGAGGAGGAACAGGACCGCCAGUGGAAGGUGGAGUGCAAGUCUUUGGGCAACGACUCCUCCUGCUCCUGGUCCGGUCCCCAGGAUGCCUACGAGGAAGAGCUCAGCUACAACUGCCCGGCCAAUCAUGUGGUGGCUGGCAUGUACAGCAGCUACGGCCAGGCAGAAGGAGGCAGGAGUUGGAAGUUCCUCUGCUGCUCGGCUGCCAACUUGAUCACAUUUGAAUGUCGUAAAACUCCGAUGGUCAACUACUGGAGCGAAGACUUCAACUGGCAACUUCCUGUGGGCCACUUCCUCACCGGAGUCCAGACCCACCACAAGAACCAUGACAACGGAGACCACCGCUGGAGUUUCAACUUCUGCAAAGGAGAAACACAAGAAACCCAAACAGUCAACUCACAGAUCCUCACAGCAAACGUCCCAGUAGAAGAAGGUUUAGAAGAAGGAGAUGUGUUAGUCUCCAACGCCAGGAACGCCAGAGUCUGUGAAGACUGCAGAUGGGACAAGGACCGUAAGACAGUGAAGGUUCCAUAUGUCGUGGAUGAUUCCUUCAGCGCGUCAGAGAAGCUGCAGAUUGGAAAUGCAAUCGAUGACUUCCACAUGAGCACCUGCAUCCGCUUUGUUCCUCGUACGGGCCAGAGCGACUUCAUCAGCAUCGUCAAACAAAACGGAUGCUGGUCGUGGGUUGGGAGGACAGGUAAUGCCCAACAGCUGUCUCUAGGUGUAGGAUGCCUUUAUAAGGGCAUCAUUCAGCACGAGCUCAUCCACGCACUGGGCUUCUGGCACGAGCAGAGCAGAAGUGACAGGGACACGUUCAUCACGAUCAACUUUGGAAACAUCCUGCCAGGAAAAGAAAGAAACUUUAAGCGAAUGGACACCAACAACCUCGACGUCCCCUACGACUAUACCUCUGUGAUGCAUUACGCACCCAGAGACUUCUCAAGUGGCUCAGGAGACACCAUCACCCCCCUCGACUCCUCCGCACAGAUCGGCCAGAGGCACGGCAUGUCCGAGAACGACAUCCUGAAGAUCAACAAGCUCUACGGCUGCACGGAUUACCUCCACAAGUUCACCGAGUGGGACAACAAGCUGGAAGACACUUUGAAGCGCACGUGUCCAAGCAGCCAAGCGGUGUCUGGCCUCACCAGUCUCUACAAUAACGUCAAAAAAGAUCGACUUUGGGCGUUUUCGUGCAAAGCUUUCAACGUAAAGAGAACAUGCAAGUGGUCGAGGCCUGUGAACCAAGUGUGGGCGUCAAUGAGCUUCAGAUGUGGAGCAAAUGAAGUGAUCGCAGGCGUCUACAGUGUCUACAGCAACCUCUUCCAGGACAGGAAGUGGAGCUUUAACUGCUGCAGCUCUCCUGGCUUCACCACCUCCAGCUGCCACACCGUGAGCCACAUCAACUACUACCAGGAGUACUUCAGCUGGACGGUGGCCAGCGACCACUUCCUGAGCGGCGUGGCGAGCUCCUUCGACCGCAGCAGCCGGGACCGGCGCUGGAGUCUGACGUACUGCCAGGGCCACAGCCAGUGAAGACGCCGGGGAGGAGCCGGGCCUGGACCAGAGCUGCACCCUGAAGCUGCUGCUGCACCCUGAAGCUGCUGCUCCACCCUGAAGCUGCUGCUGUCCCAGAACACCUGUGUUCCCAUCACUGGGGGCUGGUGUGACAUCAUCAUUAAGGGACCUGGACAUCUCCUCUUGUAGGCCGAGCUGCACACGCUGACAGUGUGAUGUCACUGGUACACUUUGAUACCUUCAACAUGUUUUAAUGUAAAUAUGUUUAAAUGUAGACUCUUUAUUUGUGGGUUUUAAUGCUGAUGACUGUAUUGUAAUUGAUGAACAUACAUAUCAGCAGAAAUAAAGUCAACAUGAAACAUAA